This is a messenger RNA of Exophiala spinifera, 3366 nucleotides long. Its product is annotated as nitrite reductase [NAD(P)H], large subunit. Bases 1 to 3366 code for a protein of 1121 amino acids. Gene Ontology annotation, molecular function: heme binding; 2 iron, 2 sulfur cluster binding; nitrite reductase [NAD(P)H] activity. The record is from RefSeq and is a predicted model, not a curated record. Lineage: Eukaryota; Fungi; Ascomycota; Eurotiomycetes; Chaetothyriales; Herpotrichiellaceae. The transcript is spliced from 2 exons.
AUGGCUAACAACCAGACACCAGAGCGAAGCGAGGAUGCCCCUAAUGGUGGCCCACGCAAAAGGAUCGUGGUAGUAGGCCUGGGCAUGGUCGGCAUAGCAUUCGUUGAAAAGUUGCUGAAACUCGACGCAAAAAGACAUGAAUAUGACGUUGUGGUCAUUGGCGAAGAGCCUCAUCUCGCAUAUAACCGCGUUGGAUUGACCAGUUUCUUCCAGCAUCGACAAGUCGAGUCCCUGUACUUGAACCCCGAGACGUGGUACAAGAAUCAUCCGAAGGAAUCUUUCAACUAUCAUCUCAACACCCUCGUUACAGAGAUCAGGCGCGAGGAGAGGACUGUCAUCACAGCCAAAGGUGACGAGAUACCAUACGACAUACUCGUUCUUGCCACUGGUUCCGAUGCUCUUCUCCCGCGACAUACCCCCGGCCACGACGCGAAGGGAGUAUUCGUCUACCGGACCAUCGACGAUCUCCAAAAGCUGAUCUCCUUCUCAUCAACAGUGAAAGGCACGACGGGAUGUGUUGUAGGAGGCGGUCUUCUCGGCCUCGAAGCAGCCAAAGCCAUGAUGGACCUGGAGGAGUUCGAUAAAGUCAAGCUUAUCGAGAGAAACAGAUGGGUGCUCUCCAGACAACUAGACGCCGACGCAGGAACCAUGGUCGUCGAGCUCGUCCGCAAGCUCGGCCUGGACGUCAUGCUAAGCAAGCGUGUGGGCAAGAUCUUGACAGAUGCCGACAACGCCGUCAAGGGCAUCGUCUUCGAAGACGGAGAGCAGAUCGAUUGCAGCUGUGUCAUGUUCGCCAUUGGCAUCAAAGCAAGAGAUGAGCUGGCCCGCAAGGCUGGCCUGAAGUGUGCCGACCGCGGCGGUGGCAUCACAAUCGACAACGACCUGCGGACAAGCGAUCCCAACAUCUAUGCCAUCGGCGAAUGUGCCAGCUGGGAGAACCAGACAUUUGGCCUCAUCGCACCGGGUGUCGAGCAAGCAGACGUUCUCUCCUUCAAUCUAACACAAGCCAAGUCCCAUUCACCUCGCACAUUCAAGAAGCCAGACCUCAGCACCAAGUUGAAGCUCUUAGGCGUCGAGGUCGCGAGUUUCGGCGACUUUUUCGCUGACCGUGACGGGCCCAAGGAUCUCCCCAAGCGACAUGUCAAACGUGAAGAGCGCAAAGCCUCUGAAUCCCAAGCUGGUCAAGCACAGGAUAAAGUCAAAGAUCUAACCACCGGCCCGCCUCCUCCUGCCGUCAAGGCCCUCACUUAUCGAGACCCCUUUGCUGCCGUGUACAAGAAGUACCUCUUCACACUUGACGGCAAGUACCUCCUUGGUGGGAUGAUGAUCGGUGACACAAAAGACUACGUCAAGCUCGUGCCAAUGGUCAAGAACAAAAAGGCCCUCGACGUGCCACCAUCCCAAUUCAUCAUCGGUGCCAGUAAAGACGGAGACGAGGGAGGGGAUGAUCUUACAGACGACACGCAGAUUUGUUCCUGCCACAACGUGACAAAGGGCGACGUUGUACAGAGUGUCAAGGAUGGUUGCAAGGCCCUCGGCGAAGUAAAGACUUGUACGAAAGCAGGCACAGGAUGUGGCGGAUGCAUGCCGCUGGUGACCAGCAUCUUCAACAAGGCAAUGAAGGACAUGGGUAAUGAAGUGUCGAACAACAUCUGCCCACACUUCGCCUACAGCCGCGCAGAUCUCUACAAUAUCAUCUACGUGCGCAAGUUGCAGGAUUUUGGCAGCGUCAUGCGCGAGGCCGGCAAGGACCCUGAGAGUCUAGGCUGCGAGGUGUGCAAACCUGCCGUUGGUAGUAUCCUGGCCAGCAUGUUCAACAAACAUAUCAUGGACAAGCCCCUUCGCGGACUGCAGGACACGAACGACAGAUACCUGGGCAACAUCCAACGCAACGGCACCUUCAGCGUCAUACCCCGUGUGGCCGGUGGUGAAAUCAGCCCUGAGAAAUUGAUCGUCAUCGGGCAAGUCGCAAAGAAAUACAACCUCUACACCAAAAUCACAGGUGGCCAGAGAAUCGACAUGUUUGGCGCAAAGAAGCAGGACCUUUUGGACAUCUGGUCCGAGUUGGUCGCCGGAGGUCUCGAAUCAGGCCAUGCGUACGCCAAGUCGCUACGAACGGUCAAGUCUUGUGUCGGCACGACGUGGUGUCGCUUCGGCAUUGGCGACUCGGUCGGAAUGGCCAUCAGACUGGAAGAGAGGUACAAGUCGAUCCGGGCACCGCACAAGAUCAAGGGCGGCGUUUCAGGAUGUGUGCGCGAGUGUGCCGAGGCGCAGAACAAAGACUUUGGGCUGAUCGCGACCGAAAAAGGGUUCAACAUCUUCGUCGGCGGCAACGGCGGAGCGACCCCGCGACACUCGGAGACGCUGGCCAAAGACGUGCCGCCGGACGACGUGAUCCCCAUUCUCGACCGGUACCUGAUGUUCUACAUGCGCACGGCAGACAAGCUGCAGCGCACGGCGCGGUGGGUCGAGCAGCUGCCCGGCGGCAUCAAGUACCUCCGCGAGGUCGUGCUGGAGGACAAGCUCGGCAUCUGCGCCGAGCUGGAGAAGCAGAUGCAGGAGCUCGUGGGGACGUUCUUCUGCGAGUGGACCGAGACGCUCAACGACCCGGAGAAGCGCCGGGCGUUCCAGCAGUUUGCCAACUCGGACGAGACGCGCGAGCCCGCGGUCGAGAAGGUCGAGGAGAGGGGCCAGGUCCGGCCGGCGUACUGGCCGCGGGACUCGGUGCACGACGACUUCAAGGGCACCAAGUGGAGCAGCCUGACGUGGCAGCCGAUCGUCGAGGCGCGCAAGUUCCAGGACCUCGACACCGGGUCCUCCCAGACCGUCAUCCGCGGCGACACGCAGCUGGCGGUGUUCAAGCUCAAGGGCAAGUACUACGCCAGCCAGCAGAUGUGUCCGCACAAGCGCACCUUUGGCCUCUCGGACGGCCUGAUCGGCGAGACGACGGCGGCGGCGGCGCCUGACUGCAAGGAGGACAGCAAGCUGUACGUCAGCUGCCCGUACCACAAGCGCAACUUCCAGCUCAACGGCGCCGUGAACUUUGACAAGCCCGACGCCGGCGCCGGGUCCUGUUCGAACGACACGUCCAUGUCCAUCGCCACGUUCCAGGCCGAGGAGCGCGGCGACGGCUGGGUGUACUUGAAGCUCCCGCCCGUCGAGGAGAUGGAUGCCGUGCUCGGGACGAGCAAGUGGGUCGUCAAGUCCCAGGAGGCCCAAGACCCGUUUGAGAGUCUGGACAAGAAACUCGGCCUCCAUAAAGGGUUGAGGCCGUCGAGGACCGUGGGCGCCAUGCCCGGCACAGGAAACGUCAUGGCCGCCAGGAGGACAGUGGGUGUCGCCGCACAGAGGAGGAUUGAUUGGUGA